AUGGACACGAUCGAAUUCCUCCACACGGUUGGGAAGCUGAAAGAAACGAUGCGAACUGGUUGGGUGGAAACCGGUGUCCAUCAGCCCGAGUCCGUUUCUGAUCACAUGUACCGUGCUGCCCUUUUGUGUAUGAUGUGCCCGGACUCAUCCCUCAAUAGGGACAGGCUUGUACGCAUGGCGCUCUGUCACGAUGUUGGUGAGAGUAUAAUUGGUGACAUCUCUCCCAAAAUGGGUGUUCCGGCUGCAGAGAAACACAAGAGGGAAAAGGAGGCGAUAUUGCACCUUAGAGGACUCCUCCCGCAUGACUCCCCUUUGGAAAAGGAAUUACAGGAAUUAUGGGAAGAGUACGAAACUCAGGGAACCCCAGAGGCACGCUUUCUCAGAGACAUUGAUCUCUUGGAAAUGGUGACGCAGGCGCAUGCAUACGAGAAGACACAUCCUGAGUUAAACUUUGAUUCGUUUUAUGUUUCGGGGGAAAAAAUUAAGCAUCCGUGGGUUCGAAGUAUCUAUGACAACCUGGUGAGCACACGACCCUCUCGGAAGAGUUAA
This is a messenger RNA of Trypanosoma brucei brucei TREU927, 549 nucleotides long. RefSeq lists its product as hypothetical. Lineage: Eukaryota; Euglenozoa; Kinetoplastea; Trypanosomatida; Trypanosomatidae. Gene Ontology annotation, molecular function: 5'-deoxynucleotidase activity. The transcript has a single exon. The record is from RefSeq and is a predicted model, not a curated record. The coding region runs from base 1 to 549 and encodes 182 amino acids. Gene Ontology annotation, cellular component: cytoplasm.